AUGGAGGACACAAAGAUUCACAAAUAUUUUGUAUUAAAAAUCUAUAAUCCAAUAAUUGCAGCAGUUAAAACAUAUAAAAGCUCUAACAAAAUUGUGAAGAUUGGUAGUAGCGAAGAGUGUGACUUGCAAAUAUUCUUGCCUUCUCUCCUGCCAAUUCACAUUGUUGUUGACUUUGAGAAACACAAAAUCACAGCCGUUGGAAAUAAUGUUCAUUGUGAUACAGUGCCUGUGUUGCAGGGAACAAGCGUCUCUUUCAAUAACGAUUCUGUCGUUCGAGUUCACAGCAUUUUCAUGGUAUUUCUUGUAGUCGAGUCACUUCAGAAAAUAGACGCGUAUGAUGCAAAGAUAACUUCUGUAGCCUCUAGAUUUAAAGAGUACUCGCCUGUACUUAAGAUCACACACAACACUGACACUUUGGGUAACAGUAUUGUGGAUGGGCGCAAAGCGGAGGAAAUGAAGCAGCAGAGUGAAAACAAACAGUUUUUGGAUAAUGUAUAUGAAAGGGAGCUGGGGGACUUUUCAAAAACUCCACCCAUUCACUCGUCAAGUAAGCAGGUGGAAAAACACGAGUGGAAAGAUAAAGGCAAUGAAGCUACUGCUAAGGUUGUAGACAAGAUGGCUGUAGAAAGGAUGAUGGUGGGAAGGACAGAGGAGGAGAUUAAAAAAGCAUUCAACAUCCAACCUUCGCCAGAGAUGUUGGAGGCAGCCAUACAUAGAAAGCUAGAAAAUCUACAGCAAGAAGCUAAUAAUGUGCUUGAUGGCGACAUAAAUAUUCCAAUAAACAAGCCUCGUCAUCCUGACUUGGGAGAAAUUGCCAUUGAUAACGAUUUGCUUCGCCAAGCGGAAAAGGACAUUAAGUCGGCCGGGCAAGAACUAACAAGAGAUAAGGUUCUAGAGGCGGAAGUUAAUUCGUUAGAAAAGUUGAAAAAUAACAUCACAGAUAAUAUUAAGGAAGAGAUACGUGAGGAAAUCUCAUAUAUCCUUCAAGAAGAAGCAAAAGACCAUGUUGAAAAGGCUGUGGAGAAGUGUCUACAGGCACCUAAAUUUACCCAAGUAAUUUCCAAAUCGGAAAACGAAACGAAGGAUGUUCCUAAGGGCCAGACUCGAAAGCAGGAAGAAAAGGGACUGGGCCCAAAUGAAUUGGAGGUUAUUAAGCAAGAGCCAAAUGGCGAGUUUGUGGCUAAAAGAAAAAAGAUGGCUGAGGAACAAAAACCCGAAAAUAUUUUGCCUUUUACAAACAAAACAGGAAAGUCAUUACCACGGUCUGAAAGCCAGAAUGGCAAAAAAGAGCCUAAGCAUACAGACAGCAAGGAGCUUAAGAAAAGUGGAAGUAAAAGCAAAAAGCAGGAUCAGGAAGAGCAUGGUAAGGAUGUUGAAAAGAAGUCAGGUAGACAAAAAGCCGAUAAAAAAGACGACAAGAUGAUUAAAAGUAGCAAGCCCAAUAAGAAGAAGCAUAACGAGGAAGAUGUGGAAGGGCAUGACAGUCAGGAUGAACCUAGAAUGACAGCGAAAAAGAGCAGAGAUAUGAAACAAGAUGGAAGUAAAGAUGAUAAAGACGCUCAUACAAAGUCUAGCCGCCAGAAGGAAACAAAAGGGAAUAAAGGUGGCACAGUAGUUGAAAAGAAACCUGAUAAUAAAAAAGAGAAUAAAAGGUCUGUCAAAAAGAGUAAGGAUGAUACACAGGACACGAAAAGAUUCGAUAAGGAGAAAACGAAUGCUAAUGUGAAAUCUGAUAGACAGAGAGAAUCUACGAAUAAAAAGACUGAAGACGAUAAAAAAAAUAAAAAGACAUCCGGAAGGCCAACCAGGAAGGCGGCUGUUGCUUCAAAAAAGAAGUAG
This is a messenger RNA of Vittaforma corneae ATCC 50505, 1839 nucleotides long. RefSeq lists its product as uncharacterized. The record is from RefSeq and is a predicted model, not a curated record. Bases 1 to 1839 code for a protein of 612 amino acids. The transcript has a single exon. Lineage: Eukaryota; Fungi; Microsporidia; Nosematidae.